Messenger RNA from Hyla sarda, 1659 nucleotides. RefSeq names its product serine/threonine-protein kinase Nek3-like. Bases 138 to 1535 code for a protein of 465 amino acids. Gene Ontology annotation, biological process: protein phosphorylation. The transcript has 15 exons. The record is from RefSeq and is a predicted model, not a curated record. Gene Ontology annotation, molecular function: ATP binding; protein kinase activity. NCBI's taxonomy places the organism in Eukaryota, Metazoa, Chordata, Amphibia, Anura, Hylidae.
GCAGAUCACACCCAGGAAACACUGUUCAGCCUCCUCUGUUACCACCAGCUCUGCCCAUUGUAUACCGGGUUCACUAGCAGCGCAGCACGGUGCCGAGCAUGACCCUGGGGUAGCAGCCUCUGGACACUACUGUUACAAUGGAGAACUACAAGGUGCUGAGCGUCAUCGGAGAGGGGUCAUUUGGCAGAGCUCUUCUGGUGAGCCACCUAGGCACCGCCGAUAAGUAUGUCAUGAAAGAAAUAAGACUUCCACAGGUGCUGUACAAGACGGGCUGGACGCCAGGAGCGCCGGUGUUACAGUCUUCAGCUGCACAGAAAGAGUCCAGACAGGAAGCCGUUCUGCUGAAGAAGAUGAAACAUCCAAAUAUAGUGAAAUUUCGUGAGGCGUUUGAAGCGGAUGACCACCUGUACAUUGUGAUGGAAUAUUGCGACCGCGGUGAUCUGCUAGACACCAUUAAACUUCAAAGAGGAAAACUGUUUUCAGAACACACAAUCCUCCACUGGUUUGUUCAGAUAUGUCUGGCCAUUCAACAUAUUCAUGAGAAACGAGUUCUGCACAGAGACAUUAAGUCAAAGAACAUUUUUCUUACUCAAAGAAAAACCAUAAAGGUGGGGGACUUUGGAUCGGCACGAGUUCUCUCCAGUCCUAUGGCCUAUGCCUGCACGUAUGUUGGGACUCCUUAUUAUGUUCCUCCUGAGAUCUGGGAAAAUUUACCUUACAAUAAUAAGAGUGAUAUAUGGUCAUUGGGAUGUGUCCUGUAUGAAAUCUGCACCUUGAAACACCCAUUUCAAGCAGGAAGCUGGAAAAAUCUCAUUCUAAAGAUUUGCCAUGGAAGCUACAGUCCGCUUCCUUCUCAAUACUCUUAUGAAUUACGGAGUCUUAUUAAACAGAUAUUUCGCAAAGACCCCCGGCAGCGGCCUUCAGUCAACACUAUUCUCCAGAGGAGAGGCCUACUAAAAAUGGUGAACUUGUGUGCAUCUGCUCAGCCGAAUGACGCGUUGGACCUCCUAAAUGAUGAAUCUAUCUCAGUGGUCCAGCCUACGAAGGACGAGCAGAAAGCUUCUCCUGAUGCCCAACAUUCCAGUUCACCAGUAUCGAGUAGGAGACAAUGGGAGAAAAGAGCCACAGACACAGUGUUAAAUGUUCUAGAAAAUGCCUCCAUCCUCACUUCAAGCAUCCAAGCCAACAAAAGUGUAGGAGGCCAUGUUGUACAGUACAAUCUGAAGAAGAGGAAGGAAUGGAAUAAGGAGGCAUCGGAAACUGUACUUAAUAUCCUGAAUAACCAAGAUCUCUGUUCGGCAUUUAAGACUUACACCAUCUAUAGAUCAAAAGCCCCUGAAGAAUGUCUGAAGGGUCCGCUAUUUAAUAACGUGCAAGCUGCAGAUGCCACAGACAGCAGAGAAGAAGAAAUUGACGUAGAUCCUGAGAGACUGGAGCCACGAUCUGACGAUGAAGACACGGACUUUGAGGAAGAUGAGGUGGAUCCUGACUGGAUCUCAGAACUUCAGAAGAUGACAGGUUCUCAGGAUAGCUGAAGACCAUGAAGGAUUUGCGCUGCAUAUGAUGGAAUGAGCGUGAAGAAUUGUUCCAUGAACCUCACCAGACUAAGGCUGGGUUCCCAUUAUGUUUUCCCCCAUACGGGAGCACAUACGGCAGGGG